Messenger RNA from Colletotrichum lupini, 393 nucleotides. RefSeq lists its product as uncharacterized. The record is from RefSeq and is a predicted model, not a curated record. NCBI's taxonomy places the organism in Eukaryota, Fungi, Ascomycota, Sordariomycetes, Glomerellales, Glomerellaceae. The transcript has 3 exons. Bases 1 to 393 code for a protein of 130 amino acids.
AUGAACGUUAAGAUAGCCGGCAAGUGUGGCGGUAGAGGUGUGGCGCGGUCCAAACUCCGGCUAAGGCCGAGUCAGCAAGGGCUGAGGAGGGUCCGUGAGCCGGGGCUACUCAACUUGACGCGUCGAGGCGUCACGGCGCGUCAAGCGUUUCUCCUCUCUACACCUACUCAACAAAAAACUCUCAUUCAUCAUCGUAACACAACAUUCGCCACUAUGUCUGGUACCGCAACCGAUCUUCAGCAGGCAAAGCAAGCUCGAGCCGCCCACGCGCGUGCCGUGAGAGUCGCCAACAAGGAGAAGAGGGAGAAGCUCAAAGCAGCGAGAGUUGCACGCAUGGCGCUGCAUGUAUCCGUACGGCAUUGUAAAGAUGUCUUCGACGGCUGGGACUGGUAG